Messenger RNA from Theobroma cacao (cacao), 1297 nucleotides. RefSeq names its product F-box protein PP2-B15-like. Gene Ontology annotation, molecular function: protein binding. The record is from RefSeq and is a predicted model, not a curated record. NCBI's taxonomy places the organism in Eukaryota, Viridiplantae, Streptophyta, Magnoliopsida, Malvales, Malvaceae.
AAGCAAUUGUUAUAUGAAUUCCCACAACUGUUGCUUUUCCAUAUUGACUUCUAGUCAGUCAUGAAACGCACAGGGUUGCGAAAGGAUAUCUGCAAUUUUAUAGCCCCUAGCUUUGUUUUCUGUGAGCCAUCGUUUUACUCGUUUAGCUGGAAAUUUAGAUAUAACCAGCAAAUACCCAUUGGAAAAGUUCAACAAUCCAAUAGCUUUGCUUUUGGUUUUGAUUCUCUCAUUGGUUUACUACAGAAAAACAGAAAGAAGAAGAAGAAAAUGGAAUGUUUAGACAUGAACGUGUUGCCAGAGAGCUGUGUUGCUGUGAUUCUGUCCCUCACAUCUCCUGCAGAUGCUUGCAAAUCUUCGUUGGUGUCAUCUACUUUUCAAUCAGCAUCUGAAUCUGAUUCGGUUUGGGAGAGGUUCUUGCCAUCUGAUUACGGGGAAAUUGUCUCCAAGGCCAGUGACAACCUUGAAUUUUCUUCAAAGAAAGAGCUUUAUCUCCUCCUCUGCAAUCCUGUCCUUGUAGCUGAUGGCAAAAUGAGCUUCAAAUUAGAGAGAUCAACAGGAAGAAUAUCCUAUAUUUUAUCUGCAAGGGAGCUUUCCAUAACCUGGAGCAAUGAUCCAAUGUAUUGGGUUUGGAAAUCCAUCCCUGAAUCAAGAUUCGCAGAAGUAGCUGAACUGAAAACGGUCAGCUGGUUGGAAAUCCAUGGCAAGAUCAGAUCUAAAACACUUACUCCAAACACAAGAUAUGGAGCUUAUCUUUUGCUGAAAAUCACUGACCGUGCAUUUGGGCUUGAUUUAAUACCAUCAGAAAUAUCACUAGAAGUUGGCAAUGGAGCAAAAUUCACCAACACAGCUUACCUGCGUAGCCAAGACAGCAAGAAACAGAGAAUGGAGGACCUGUUUUAUGGCAACAGGAAACAAAUGCUGAAAUCAAGGGUGAUCGAAGGAGAAGACCGGGUCCUGAGCGAAAGAGAAGAUGGUUGGAUGGAGAUUGAGCUCGGAGAAUUCUUCAAUGGUGAAGGUGAUAAAGCGGUGAAGAUGAGUUUGAUGGAAGUUAAGGGUCACCAGCUUAAAGGAGGACUGAUAGUUGAAGGUAUCGAGCUAAGGCCCAAAAGUUAAUCCUGGAAAGCGACAAAGAUAUUUUUCUAUUUAGGGUCUCGUCGGAAUGAGAAUUAAGGGUAUUUUUUUUUCUUUUCUUUUCCAAUUCUUUUUCUCUCUUUUUGUGUAUGCCAAUGACAAAGACAGUUGGAUUGAAGAAUAAAUGCAUGUGAAUACAGCUCAAGAAGAAGACAAUUUUCAUUUA